This is a messenger RNA of Helianthus annuus (common sunflower), 1046 nucleotides long. RefSeq lists its product as uncharacterized. The record is from RefSeq and is a predicted model, not a curated record. The transcript has a single exon. The coding region runs from base 1 to 987 and encodes 328 amino acids. Lineage: Eukaryota; Viridiplantae; Streptophyta; Magnoliopsida; Asterales; Asteraceae.
AUGGUGUGCAUUAGGAAGAAGAAUCCAAAAAUUCACACACAAGAACACAAGCUAUGCUCAAAUGACACAUUUCGAGAAUCAACCAAACUCCAAACCCAUGCGCCGCGCUCUAUCUCUAGAUCCGGUUUCAAGACUUUUAAAAAAGAAAGCGAGAAUACUGAAGAUGGUGAAUUUGCAUUUGCUAUUACUUUAUGGAAAGAAGAAUUGCUUAAUCAUGAUAACUGCACAUGGUUAUCAAUAGGUGAUGCAUCAUAUCCAUCAUCAUGUUCCAAAGAUAAUGGUUUAUCAAGUUGCAUGGAUCUUAAAAUAGAUGCAUGGUUCAUUUCCUUAUUAUCAACAGACUCACCAAUACAUGAUACAUUUUUAGAUACUAAAACCACAUUCUUCGACGGGUCGCGUGUGAAUCCAAUGGAAGAAGCGUCUUUAAUUCUUGAUCAAAGAAAAGUAUUGGAUGAAUACAUUGUUUUUCAAGAGCAUUUAGAGGAGGAAGAAGUUGUUUCAUCACUUUCAUGGCUGGAGAAUGAGUCAUCUAAUGGUCAAACUUUAGAUAAAAAGUCAAAGUCAAAGUCAAAACGGGCCUAUUUUGAUAGCGGCGACGAUGAGCACUCAUUGUUUUCUUCUUCUUUUAGCUCUGAUUACUCAUCAGAAAUCAUGGAUUUGGAAGACAUUGGUGUCGAUGAGCCGCUUUUCUGGCCGUUUAAUUCGGCAUCUGAUUGGGGUUCAGAAUAUAAGCAGGAUUUCCUCAUUAUGUCCCCUUGUAAGAAAGAUGGUAAUUCGCCAAAAGGCAAGAACAUGGUAGCGGAAGAAGUUGACCGUUUGACCGAAAAAUAUGAGAGAAAGCAUAAAAUAGUAUUGGAAGAUCUUUUGUUGGUUGAUAAGUUAAAUGUAGAUGGUGUGAUCAUUGAACAAGUAUUGGGGCUUGGUGAGUUUGAUGGACAUGAGGGUGUUGAAUAUGAGUUCAACAUAGAUCACUUCUCUAUUGUCUAGAUUUCAUCACUUGUUUUUAUAGAUCAAUACAUUUGUUGUUUGUAUAUUUUUCUGAAAGU